Telopea speciosissima is the source of this 596-nucleotide messenger RNA. Its product is annotated as CASP-like protein 4B1. NCBI's taxonomy places the organism in Eukaryota, Viridiplantae, Streptophyta, Magnoliopsida, Proteales, Proteaceae. Bases 1 to 585 code for a protein of 194 amino acids. The record is from RefSeq and is a predicted model, not a curated record. The transcript has 3 exons.
AUGGAGAAUUCAGAAGAUAACACACCGAAGGAACACAACAGACCAACUACUGGAUCUGUGGCACCGGCCGACAUCGAGAACCAAUCAUCGUCGUAUACUUCGAUCCUCCGGCGAUGGCGAAGAGAAGAUUUAUUGAAGAAAGGUCAGGUUGUUCUAAGGACGAUAGGUUUGGUCUUCUCAGUGCUUUCGUUUAUAAUCAUGGCUGCUAACAAGCACGGCAACGGUUGGGAGAAUUUCGAUAAAUAUGAAGAAUAUAGGUAUUUGUUAGGGAUAUCCCUACUUUCAACUCUUUACACGAUUGCCCAGAUUUUGCGCCAAAUUCACGAAUUCUCUACCGGGAAAUACAUUUUGUCGCAGCAGGGAUUGAACUUACUGGAUUUCUUUGGCGAUCAGUUCAUGGCGUACAUGUUGAUGUCUGCGGCAUCAACGGCAGUUCCAUUGACGAAUAGGAUGAGAGAAGGAGCAGAUAACAUAUUCACAGACUCAUCUUCGGCGUCAAUAAGUAUGGGUUUCUUGGCCUUCAUGGCUAUGGCUUUGUCUGCCCUAAUAUCUGGAUAUAACCUCUCUACUCAAACUUAUAUCUGAUUUUUCUCUAU